Messenger RNA from Naumovozyma castellii, 900 nucleotides. Its product is annotated as SCO family protein. Lineage: Eukaryota; Fungi; Ascomycota; Saccharomycetes; Saccharomycetales; Saccharomycetaceae. The record is from RefSeq and is a predicted model, not a curated record. The transcript has a single exon. Bases 1 to 900 code for a protein of 299 amino acids.
AUGAACAAUAUAGCUAUAAGGAGAACCUCUUUGAGACUGUUAAGGGCCUCGAAGACGCCAAUUGGUUUAUGCAAUAGAGUUUCUUGGUAUACUACAGCAACCAAUGCCCGAAAUCAGGAUAGUAGUAUUAAGAAAAAGAAAUUGAGUGAAAUUCAUGUCACAGAAGAACCUAAAAGAAAGGUAAAAUUUGAAAAACAAAAUAACUCCAAUAAUUACCUAAAGUUUUCAACAUGGAAGGCGACCAUCCUGGCUCUCUUCCUCGGUACAGGAUCGUAUUAUUACUUGGACAGAGAGAAACAAAAGUUAGAAAUUCAAAAAGAAGCUGAAGCGAAUAGGGGUUAUGGGACUCCAUUGGUUGGUGGACCCUUCAAACUGAAGGAUUAUAAUGGGAAUGAGUUUACUGAGAAAGAUCUAUUAGGAAAGUUUUCAAUCAUAUACUUUGGUUUCAGCCACUGUCCCGACAUCUGUCCCGAAGAAUUAGACAAACUUGGAGGUUGGUUAAAUGAUUUAGAGAAACGAGGAAUAAAAAACUUACAGCCGAUAUUUAUCACUUGUGACCCAGUAAGAGACACACCAGAAGUCCUGAAGAAAUACCUCAGUGAUUUUCAUCCUGGCAUUAUUGGAUUAACAGGAACUUAUGAUGAAAUAAAGGAUGUCUGUCAUACCUACAAAGCUUUCUUUGCCACUCCAAGAGAUAAAUCAUUUGAUGACGACUAUGUUGUAGAACAUUCAAUUUUCUUUUACUUGAUGGAUCCGGAGGGACAGUUUAUAGAAGCAUUAGGUACUCCCUAUGACGAAAAGAGUGGAGCUGACAAGAUUGAGCAACAUGUUAAAGCGUUUGUACCAAGUAUUGAACGUGAAAAACACAACAAUAAGUGGUACUCCUUUCUAUUUAGAUAA